CAAUCCCACAUAUCGAGCCCAUUUCCUAUGCCCUCAACCUCCAAUCAUCAUUUACUGCUCACAAUAUUCCUUAAUAAAUUCCCACUGAGACAAUAUGGCUGAAUUUGAUUACCCAGUCCGGCCAGGUAUCCCCAGCCAGAACCCAGUUCACCCCGAACCGCCCUACCGUCCUUACUGGGCACGAAGCCCCGUCCAGUACGCGCAAGACCUUCUUGGAUAUUCCGAAGAUCCAAUCGAAUACGAUAACAACGAUCGCGAUUACUGGGACAACUGCUUCUUCUUCCCCGAAGACUGUUCUUGGUCUCCGCCAAAGGGCUGGAUUAUCGAAAAGGAAACACUUGAACAGGAUAUCGCGCUUGGAGACUGCUACGAGCAGCACAACGAAGACAACAUGAUACCCGGCCUUCCGGACAUAAAAAUGCUGGAUGCGGAGGCACUCAGUGACCUCUUAGAGGAUAACCUGUCACCUCCGGAAAUCACCUCAAUGAUGGUAUUCGCUACCAAUGGCGCAAUUUUCGCAUACGCAUCCUCCCUCCCAUCCCGGCAGCUGCGCAACCUGAGCGCAACCUACGGUGCCGCGUAUACCUGCUACGCGAAGAAUGCAUCAUGUGGGAACCUUACAGGCGUGAACCCAGCCAGCCAUCCAUCAUCAUAUGUGACCACCCCAUCUGUAUCCCUGGGCGAUGUGGGAUCUAUUGUUUUUGAACUGGACGAUCUGGUGGCAGUUGUGACAAGAAUAGCCGACAAGGUCCUUCUUGCCGCAGUCGGGCCAUCGAAAAUAGGAGAUGCAGAAGACGCGGCGACGCCGAACGGGACACAGAGUCAUCUGAACGGAUCCUCACAACCCGGAGGCGACGACGCCGCGAAUGAUGGGAGGACAUAUGCCAGCGUUGUAGCAGCCAACGGAGGCCGUCAUGGCCCUAGCUCAGACGCGCAACUCGAAAGCCAGUACGAAAUCGACCGGAGCAGUGACCUGGCUCGUCUAGCGACUUUGAACCUUUCCGCCUCACCGUCUAUCCUGCUCGCGCUGGAGUCGAAAUCUGCAGCGUUAGGGAGAUUCUUGGGCCAGAAACUGGCGGAUCUCGAAAGUCCUGAAGACUUCUAAAGCAUGCACCUCUUAUUUCACUCACCCUCAAUACCUUCUUUCCCGUACCUUCGUCUGUACCAGCUGCAUAUUACUUUAUCUUUUGUUCCUUCGAACAGUGUAUCUAAUUCGGAACGAUCUCGCACGAUUCUCCCAGACGUUUUUUUACCUUUUGAGCGUUUCUAUUACACCGAUGCGGUAUAUCUCUAUCUCAUUCUUAUCUCACCUUUC
Aspergillus welwitschiae is the source of this 1315-nucleotide messenger RNA. RefSeq lists its product as uncharacterized. The transcript has 2 exons. The coding region runs from base 95 to 1105 and encodes 336 amino acids. NCBI's taxonomy places the organism in Eukaryota, Fungi, Ascomycota, Eurotiomycetes, Eurotiales, Aspergillaceae. The record is from RefSeq and is a predicted model, not a curated record.